Molecule: messenger RNA, 1476 nt
Organism: Pleurotus ostreatus (oyster mushroom)
Lineage: Eukaryota; Fungi; Basidiomycota; Agaricomycetes; Agaricales; Pleurotaceae
Exons: 3
Coding region: 1-1476 (491 amino acids)
Cellular component (GO): cytoplasm
Molecular function (GO): ornithine decarboxylase activity
Source: RefSeq, a predicted model, not a curated record
AUGUCACCAGUGGAAAUCCUACCCGCCUUCUCGCCUGUCGACUUCUCCUUCUCUACUGAUUCGUUUAGCGAACAAAAAUAUUCGUGCAAGGGGAACGACACCGUUAAUGAUAUCUUACCUCCAUCUACCUAUUUCAAACACGACGAUUCCGGCUCUGCCGAAGACGACGACCCAAAAGUUCUUUUCCCCGACUUACCACCGCUUUUCACCGGACAUCCGGAUGUUCACCUUCGAAAUGGCGUUAUGAAAGCCCAACAGAUGAGCGCAGAUCACGUACCUGACGCCGAGCGAGCCUUCUUUGUUGCCGAUCUUGGGCAAAUCUACCGACAACACCAACGUUGGGUCAAAUGCCUACCCGAUAUUCAGCCUUUCUAUGCUAUCAAAUGCAACCCUGAUCCUUAUGUCCUUCGUCUCCUCGCGGCUCUUGGAGCUGGGUUUGACUGCGCUUCCAACGGAGAAAUCAGCCAAGUUCUCAGCUUGGGUGGCGUCGACCCUUCAAGGAUCAUAUUUGCUAAUCCAUGCAAGGCGACCUCUUUCAUUCGAAACGCCGGAAAAGUGGGCGUCGACUUAAUGACGUUUGAUAACAUGGACGAACUCUACAAAAUUUCUCGCGCCCAUCCGGGCGCCAAGCUAGUCGUCCGCAUCUUAGCCGACGAUUCAAAGAGCUUGUGCGCCUUUAACAUCAAAUUUGGCGCUGCGCUUGAAGUUGUUCCGAGCCUUUUGGCCAAAGCGCGCGAUCUUCGCCUCGACGUAGUUGGCGUGAGUUUCCACGUCGGCAGCGGAUGCUACGAUCCUUCUGUCUAUACCGACGCCAUCAUGCGUGCUCGCGCCGUCUUCGACAUGGCCCAACAAGUUGGAUAUGAGUUGAAUCUCUUGGACGUUGGUGGAGGAUUCGAAGACUCUUCUUUCGAACGCGCAGCAACCUUUCUGAGCGACGCUAUUCAUCAAUACUUCCCUGAUCGACAUGGCAUACGUGUCAUUGCAGAGCCAGGGAGGUUUUACGUUUCCAAGGCGUUCAGCCUUGCCGCAAAUAUCAUAGCGCGUAGGGUUCCUCCGACCGAGGUUGCGUCGGAAAAGCCAACCUCCGAUCAUCCAAUGGUCAUGUACUACAUCAAUGACGGCGUGUACGGAGCUUUCAAUUGCAUUCUGUUCGACCACCAAGUGGUGCAUCCAUAUGUGUUGUCGCUCAAUGGCUCCUUCCAUGUCCCAUCAUCGGAGCCCUUGCAGACCAGCAGCGUUUGGGGACCGACGUGCGACUCCAUUGAUUGCGUCUGUCCAUCGACAAAGCUACCCGGCGCACUCCAAGUCGGGGAUUGGCUAGGCUUCCACAACAUGGGAGCGUACACCAUAUGCGCUGCGAGCCAGUUCAAUGGCUUCGAGGUUAGCAACGUUAUCUAUACGACGGGAAGCGUGGGAGUGUCUAAAGAGGUGUGGGGCGCCCUAGCUGGCUUCGCGGCUGAGGGUCACGGACUUUGA